Neurospora crassa OR74A is the source of this 348-nucleotide messenger RNA. RefSeq lists its product as hypothetical. Lineage: Eukaryota; Fungi; Ascomycota; Sordariomycetes; Sordariales; Sordariaceae. The record is from RefSeq and is a predicted model, not a curated record. The transcript has 3 exons. Bases 1 to 348 code for a protein of 115 amino acids.
AUGGGAUACAAGAUAGCGGGACAGAACGACCAGUAUAUAUCCGUUACGCCAGAUGUGCAGAUACACAGCUUGUUACGAAUUCGCAAGAUUUCCAGUCUCUAUCAGAGCGGUAGCUUCAUACGUCGUUUCAACCACAGCUUGACGAUCCCUGACAACAACAACAACAACAACAACAACAACAACAACAACAACAACAACAACAACAACAACAACAACAACAACAACAACAACAACAACAACAACAACAACAACAACAACAACAACAACAACAACAACAACAACAACAACAACAACAACAACAACAACAACAACAACAACAACAACAACAACACACUCAUUGUGAUUUAA